Messenger RNA from Vitis riparia (riverbank grape), 3619 nucleotides. Its product is annotated as subtilisin-like protease SBT4.15. NCBI's taxonomy places the organism in Eukaryota, Viridiplantae, Streptophyta, Magnoliopsida, Vitales, Vitaceae. Gene Ontology annotation, biological process: proteolysis. The transcript is spliced from 16 exons. Bases 1234 to 3468 code for a protein of 744 amino acids. Gene Ontology annotation, molecular function: serine-type endopeptidase activity. The record is from RefSeq and is a predicted model, not a curated record.
GAAGUCCAGCGAAACCUUCCGUCGCAUCUAUUUGAAAGAGAGAAAGAACGAGAAAUAAUAAAAAUUAGCCGUUGGAAUCAACAAUGUGAUGCUUUUGGAAUGCUGUAAUCAUGAAUUCACAGCAAGACACCGAAUGGGAGUGGUGGUUAAAUUCAUUCUAUUGUCGCAGCUCCCGCCUUCGCUCUUGGCCAUCUUUCGGGCUGCAUCUUGGUAAUUUCCAUCUGCAAUUGUUGUAAGCCGACCAAACCCUAGAUUAAAAUGAUGGGUUUUGGUCAACCGUCGACCCAAUGCAAUUGGCUUUCUUUUGGACAACAAGGUUGUACAGAAGAUCAUGAGUCCCCGGAGGCUCCAGUUUCUCUGUUUGGUUAUUCAGACGACACUUACUUCAUAACAAUGAAUACAAUUUCUCAGCUUUGUAGAGAGGAGGCAGAGGUCGAUUCUGUCCAAGACAGUUAAAUUGAGUGGUUAUCCUCCACCAUCAUUUUUCUUAAGGGAAUGGAGACAAUACAAAUAGAAACAAAGAAUUAUUUAAUUUGCUUCUGAAACUAAAGCCCUCAACAAAAGGAUGUUGCUAACAGGAUAAACUUACCUCAAUUUUCAGAAGCCACUGUUCGAAAGGGAGAUUAUCUAGGACUACAACAUCUUUGGAAUCCAGCUUGCGAUUAAAGCAGUGGAGAAACAUCCUUCAAGAAACAGGGCCCAGCAUUUUUCUAUGCGGUUCAUUGAUGGAGGAGGACUCGGUUCUUACUGUCGAUACUCCGUUAUCAAAUACACCUUUCGUAAUGAAGCCGUCCCUGAACCAACGGGGGAUGCCAUCCAUCCGUGGGAUAUCUGAGUUGAAUCAGGCAAAAAAUGGAAAUAGUAUCAAGAGCUAGGCUUAUCAGCAUCGGUGUAAGAAACCGACGAACACCAUGCACGACGUACGGGAGGGACAGGGAGCAAGUCCUUGGUCAACUCACCUUAAUGUAUGGGAAAUUUUAUGCAUGGCGAGUGGUGGAAGAUCCAAAAUCAAAGCCACCGAAGUCUGAGUCUCAUGCUCUCAAUCACCUUGGUCAAAAUCUCUUUUUUCUCUCUCUUCACUACGUUGCGCCAGAGAGAUGGAAGGGAGAUCCAAGAUGAACUACCAUGACUGAGGCAUCGAACAGUUCCUAACUCCUCUCUCAUUCAUUUAUAAAUGGAAAGUAACAUCACUCCUAUGGCCUUCAAAGUUAAGCUCAGACUGAGAAGACAGCAAUGGAGAUUUCACAGAGAUUACUUUUACUCCUCUUUAAUCUCUCUCUGUUACUUUUGGCUGAGUUAGUCAAUGGGUCCACUGACACUCAAAGAAAGCCAUAUAUCGUCUACAUGGGAGACCUUCCUAAAACUGGAGCUGUCACCGCCGCAGACCACCACAGCCUGCUUUCGGCAGUUGUCGGAAGUGACAGAAUGGCCAGAGACUCCACAAUCCACAGUUAUGGAAGGAGCUUCAAUGGUUUUGCAGCGAGGUUGUUACCACAUGAAGCAAAGAUUCUCUCUGAGAAAGAGGGUGUUGUAUCGGUGUUUCCAAACACUAUGCGCAAACUUCACACGACAAGAUCAUGGGAUUUCUUAGGAAUGCGUGAAAAGAUGAAGAAAAGGAACCCCAAAGCAGAGAUCAAUAUGGUCAUUGGUUUGCUAGAUACAGGAAUUUGGAUGGACUGCCCCAGUUUCAAAGAUGAAGGAUAUGGGCCCCCCCCAACCAAGUGGAAGGGCAAAUGUAGCAACUCCUCAGGCUUCACUGGAUGUAACAACAAGGUCAUCGGCGCAAAGUACUAUGAUCUGGACCACCAACCCGGUAUGUUGGGUGAAGAUGACAUACUAUCACCGGUCGACACGGAUGGGCAUGGCACACACACGGCCUCCACGGCUGCUGGAAUAGUAGUAAAAAAUGCCAGCUUGUUUGGCGUAGGUAAAGGGACAGCCCGAGGAGGGGUGCCAUUAGCACGUAUAGCCAUGUAUAAAGUAUGUUGGUAUACUGGCUGCUCUGACAUGAAUCUCCUAGCGGGGUUUGAUGAUGCCAUUGCGGAUGGGGUUGAUGUAUUAUCAGUGUCCAUUGGGGGAACUGUUGGACCAUUUUUUGAAGACCCCAUAGCCAUUGGAGCUUUUCAUGCCAUGAGAAGGGGAGUCCUCGUAUCUAGCUCGGCUGGGAAUGAUGGGCCUUUGGAAGCAACCGUCCAGAACGUUGCGCCCUGGAUACUGACUGUAGGUGCUACUGGUCUUGAUAGGGAGUUCCGGAGUCAAGUUAAGUUGGGCAAUGGCAUGAAAGCUUCUGGAGUUUCAGUGAACACAUUUUCACCAAGGAAAAAAAUGUACCCUCUAACUAGUGGAACCUUAGCAUCCAAUUCCAGUGGAGCAUACUGGGGAAAUGUCAGUGCUUGUGACUGGGCUAGUUUAAUCCCAGAGGAGGUGAAGGGAAAGAUUGUGUACUGCAUGGGAAAUAGAGGUCAAGAUUUCAACAUCAGGGACCUUGGUGGGAUCGGCACAAUCAUGUCGCUUGAUGAGCCAACAGACAUUGCCUUUACCUUUGUCAUCCCAUCAACCUUUGUCACCAGCGAGGAAGGAAGAAAGAUAGACAAAUAUAUCAACUCUACCAAAAAGGCUCAGGCAGUUAUAUACAAGUCAAAAGCUUUUAAAAUAGCUGCCCCAUUCGUGAGUUCUUUCUCAUCUAGGGGACCCCAAGAUCUCAGUCCCAACAUCCUCAAGCCUGAUAUUGUUGCACCGGGGCUGGACAUAUUGGCUGGUUACUCAAAGCUAGCACCUAUAUCAGGGGAUCCAGAGGACAGGCGGUUUGCAAAUUUCAACAUUUUAACGGGAACAUCUAUGUCUUGCCCUCAUGUAGCAGCUGCUGCUGCGUAUGUUAAAUCCUUCCACCCGAAAUGGUCACCGGCUGCAAUCAAGUCUGCACUCAUGACCACAGCCACAACUCUGAAGAUCAAGGACAAUGCGCUAGGAUCAGGCUCCGGUCAAUUAAACCCAAGAAUGGCAGUGCACCCUGGCCUAGUCUACGACAUCCCCACAAGUGGAUACAUCCGUUUCCUGUGCAAGGAAGGCUAUAAUAGCACAACCAUCGGUCUACUCACAGGUGGAAAGCAGAAAUACAAGUGCUCCAAUUUCAGGCCUGCACUGGGAUCAGAUGGUCUCAACUAUCCUUCCAUGCAUCUCCAAAUUAAGGACCCAACGGCUAGAUUCUCAGCAGUCUUCUAUCGAACAGUAACCAGUGUAGGGCAUGGAGCCUCUGUGUACAAGGCAACUGUGAAAGCAACCAAGGGUCUUUCAGUUAGAGUUGUUCCCAAUACUUUGUCAUUUCAAAAGGCGCAUCAGCGGAGGUCUUUCAAGGUUGUGUUGAAGGGAAAGCCUAACAACUCUCGGAUUCAAUCAGCAUUUCUGGAAUGGAGUGACUCUAAGCACAAAGUCAAGAGUCCUAUCCUCGUUUACCGGCAGUCAAUUUAGCUAAUAUUUUGGUUUCUAAGGUUUUCCUCCUGAUAGUUUGAUCAUUACCAACAGAUUAUGUAGCCUUCAAUUUAGCAUUCUUUUGGUCAUUUCCCAUUCUUCCCAUAUUGUAAUUUAAUCUUUGAUUUCUUAAAAUAAUCUCUUCCGGCCA